Molecule: messenger RNA, 1322 nt
Organism: Ictalurus punctatus (channel catfish)
Lineage: Eukaryota; Metazoa; Chordata; Actinopteri; Siluriformes; Ictaluridae
Gene: ywhae2
Product: tyrosine 3-monooxygenase/tryptophan 5-monooxygenase activation protein, epsilon polypeptide 2
Exons: 7
Coding region: 141-860 (239 amino acids)
Biological process (GO): signal transduction
Cellular component (GO): cytoplasm
Source: RefSeq, a predicted model, not a curated record
GCGUUAGCUACCGGUAGAGCGGGAAGCCCGGCUGCUGUGGUUUUGCUCCGUUAGGAACCACCGACUGACUCAGACAGACUCGCCCACCUCCGAGCCUUUCUUCCCCCCCUCUCUUCGCUGUCACGAAUUGCCCGAGCACCAUGGACCGAGAUCACUUUGUAUACCAGGCGAAACUCGCCGAACAAGCAGAAAGAUACGAUGAAAUGGUGGAGUCCAUGAAGAGCGUCGCAGGGAAGGACGUGGAGCUGACGGUGGAGGAAAGGAACCUGCUGUCCGUGGCCUAUAAGAACGUCAUCGGUGCACGGAGAGCUUCAUGGAGGAUAAUCAGCAGCAUCGAGCAGAAGGAGGAGAGCAAAGGUGGAGAAGACAAACUCAAAAUGAUCCGCGAAUACAGGCAAACGGUGGAGAAAGAGCUGAAAUCAAUCUGUAACGACAUUCUGGAUGUACUGGACAAACACCUCAUUCCUUCAGCCAACACGGGCGAGUCAAAGGUUUUCUAUUACAAAAUGAAGGGUGACUACCACAGGUACUUGGCAGAGUUUGCUACAGGCAACGACAGGAAGGAAGCAGCCGAGAACAGCUUGGUAGCAUACAAAGCAGCCAGCGACAUCGCCAUGAUCGAGCUGCCGCCGACACACCCCAUCCGCCUGGGGCUGGCACUCAACUUCUCCGUCUUCUACUACGAGAUCCUCAAUUCUCCAGACCGUGCCUGCAGGUUGGCGAAGGCGGCGUUUGAUGAUGCGAUAGCAGAACUGGACACGCUCAGUGAGGAGAGCUAUAAGGACUCGACACUUAUCAUGCAGUUGCUACGCGACAACCUGACACUAUGGACUUCAGACAUGCAGGGAGACGAUUCUUAAGGACCUCCACUCCCCCCUCAUUUCCCACUAGAGCUCCUCUUUGUGAAGAACAGAAUAAAGAAGCACUGCAGGACGUGGAAGACGAGAACCAGUGAGACGUCACCGCAUUGGACACUCUUUCCUCUACUUUCUGUCUCUCUCUGUCUCUCUCUCUUUUAUCCCAAGUCUCUGGUCCUGCCCCUCUCAGGUCUCCAUGGUAUCACCGAAAGAGCUCUGAAGUCACUCCGUCUCCCCCAACACUCACUCUUUUCUCUCCUGUAUGUCAGUUUAGCGCUCUGCUCUUUUGGGUUACACCCUGGGCAUUUCUAAAUGUUCCCCUGUCCCCCCCUUUACCCACCCUUCAACUUGGCACCAUCAGAUCCUCACAUGAAUUGACCUCCUGAGUGAAUAGGUAUUGUGGAGAACUUCCCCUGCUGAUUUAUUUGUAUUAAACUCGCCGAAUGUCGUCUGUGUACGGCCUUA